This is a messenger RNA of Meloidogyne enterolobii, 450 nucleotides long. The record is from the annotation of a GenBank genome assembly. Lineage: Eukaryota; Metazoa; Nematoda; Chromadorea; Rhabditida; Meloidogynidae.
AUGGAUCCUUUAUUAUUACGUUGUUUUUGUUGUGAUCAACGAAUUAUUAAAUCUUUUUAUUUAUUUUCUUGUGGACAUGUAAUGCAUUUGGAGUGUAUAGAUGAAAAUCGAAAGAGUUGUUCGUGUAAAUUAGAAAAGAAUAUUGGAAAUGAUGGAAGAGAUAUUAACAAAAAUUAUUACGAAAACGGCGAAUCUUCUGAUUCCUCUUCCGAUAGCACACCCCCACUUGAAAGGCUAAGAAGAAGGAAAGUGAAAGAGGCAGCUGCUCUAGCAUCUUCAAUACCUACAAUUACAAAUGAAGAAAGGCAAUCAGUAAGUACUGUAUUUAGAGAACUGGAGAAAGCCUUUCCCCUGUGUACAUCACCGAGACCUACUAUUUCUUGCCAUUUAUUAAAACAAUCACAGAAUCUUGCAAAACAUGGCUCAACCUCUUCAUUUCCUCCAACUUGA